Molecule: messenger RNA, 9946 nt
Organism: Hippoglossus stenolepis (Pacific halibut)
Lineage: Eukaryota; Metazoa; Chordata; Actinopteri; Pleuronectiformes; Pleuronectidae
Gene: tenm3
Product: teneurin transmembrane protein 3
Exons: 55
Coding region: 79-8376 (2765 amino acids)
Biological process (GO): heterophilic cell-cell adhesion; neuron development; signal transduction
Cellular component (GO): membrane; neuron projection
Molecular function (GO): protein homodimerization activity; cell adhesion molecule binding; protein heterodimerization activity
Source: RefSeq, a predicted model, not a curated record
AUGACACGACUUAACAGCAGAUCAGUUCCACUCAUCUGCUAGACCGCUCAUCAAGUUGCUGUACAGCAGCAUGCCUCUAUGUUUGCCUCCAGCACAAGCAGAAGCAUUAUGGAAGUGAAAGAGCGACGUCCAUACUGCUCACUCACCAAGGGCCGCAGGGAUAAAGAGGGACCGUACACUGGUUCAUCAGGGGACAGUGAAGACUGUACCAUUGGCUCUCAGGGACUACGAGUCCCUACUCAGAAGUCCUACUCGUCCAGUGAAACACUCAAGGCCUUUGACCAACACCAAGACCAGACCAGGUUACUGUACGGGACAACCAAGGGACACAAGGACAUGGUUCACCGUGAACAGGAUGAUUAUAACAGACAAGCUCAGCAUUUCAGUCUUCGUCAGCUGGGAAUCUGCGAGCCACCGUCACGUCGUGGCCUGGCAUUCUGCUCUGAGAUGGGCCUUCCUCACCGCGGGUUCUCCGUUGGAACAACCCCUGACUUAGAUACUGAGAGUCAGGCUGUGAUGUCACCGGACCGUGCCAUGCGGCUAUGGGGCCGCGGCGGUCUGGGUAAAUCAUCCGGGAGGAGUUCCUGCCUGUCCAGCCGUUCCAACUCGGUGCUGACUCUUACUGAUACCGAGCAUGAGAACAAGUCAGACAGCGACAAUGAGCAACAAUCCAAUCAUCACGGCUCCACCCUGCCUCCUGUGCCACCCCCUCACCGCCAGCAGGCCUCAAUAACAGCUCUCAACCAAUCUCUGGGCUCGACGCACCACGCUGGACAGACCCUGAAUUCAUCGCGGCAGCUUAACCCACCUACUGGAAGCUCGGCCCCUGUGGCCGGCCAAUCACCAGCCGAGCUGCAGACCACGCCCCCCGAGAGUGUCCCGCUGCAAGACAGCUGGGUGCUGGGUAGCAAUGUGCCUCUGGAGACAAGGCACUUCCUUUUCAAGACCGGUACAGGCACCACCCCCCUCUUCUCCACCGCUACUCCUGGCUACACUAUGGCUACAGGCUCAGUGUACUCUCCUCCGACCAGGCCGUUGCCGAGGAAUACGCUGUCCCGCUCUGCCUUCAAGUUUAAGAAAAGCUCCAAGUACUGCUCAUGGAGGUGUACAGCCCUCAGUGCGGUAGGACUAUCUGCACUGCUCUCUGUCCUGCUCUGCUAUUGCAUAGCUAUGCACCUGUUUGGUCUAAACUGGCAGCUUCAAGAGAGUGAGGUAUAUGGAGCAUUUGAAAAUGGAGGAGGUGGAAGAGAUACAACCCCUAACACCUUUAUGGUGUCCACAGAUAAUGGUAAAAUGUCUCCUCUAGAGAACAACACCAUAGACACAGGAGAGGUGGAUGUGGGUAGACGAGCCAUACAAGACGUCCCACCAGGAGUAUUUUGGAGGUCCCAACUAUAUAUUGACCAACCACAGUUCUUAAAAUUCAACAUCUCCGUCCAGAAAGAUGCUCUUGUUGGGGUGUAUGGACGUAAAGGCUUACCGCCCUCACACACACAGUAUGACUUUGUGGAGCUACUGGAUGGUAGUCGUCUCAUUUCCAAAGACAAACGAGCGCUCAGUGACAUGGAUGCAGGAAAUUCAUAUCCAGCUCGUGUGCAUGAGGAGGAGUCUGGCACCCGACACAUACGGUCCGUGAACGUACACGAGGCUGGUUUCAUCCAGUAUCUGGACACAGGAAUCUGGCAUCUGGCCUAUUACAAUGAUGGACGCAAUACAGAACAAAUCAUUUACAAUACCAUCGUCAUAGAGUCAAUUAUGGAGUGUCCGCAGAAUUGUCAUGGAAACGGAGAUUGUCUCUCAGGAACAUGUCACUGUUUCCCAGGAUUUCUUGGGCCCGACUGCUCUAGAGCUGCCUGUCCAGUGCUGUGCAGUGGUAAUGGCCAGUACUCCCGUGGACGCUGCCAAUGCUACAGUGGAUGGAAAGGUACUGAGUGUGAUGUGCCAGCCAACCAAUGCAUUGACAUCCACUGUGGAGGGCAUGGCAUCUGUAUUAUGGGUGCCUGCAUCUGCAAUACUGGAUAUAAAGGCGACAACUGUGAGGAAGUGGACUGCAUAGACCCACAUUGUUCAGCCCAUGGGGUGUGUAUUCAUGGUGAGUGUCACUGUCAGCCAGGCUGGGGCGGAGCCAGCUGUGAGAUCGCCAAGGCCAUGUGCCCGGACCAGUGUUCAGGUCAUGGAACCCACAACGCAGAGACCAGCAUUUGUACCUGUGACCAGAACUGGACUGGACCCGACUGCUCUUUAGAGGUGUGUGAAGUGAACUGUGGCAGUCAUGGAGUCUGUUUUGGUGGUGUGUGUCGGUGUGAGGAGGGCUGGACAGGGACUGUGUGUGACCAGAAGGCCUGCCACCCAAUGUGCAGCAAGAACGGAGUGUGUAAGGAGGGGAAGUGUGAGUGUGACCAGGGAUGGACAGGGGAGCACUGCAAUAUUGCUCACAAUCCGGACAUUAGAGUCAAAGAGGGUUGCCCAGGACUCUGCAACAACAACGGACGAUGCACUCUGGAGGCCAGUGGCUGGCACUGCAUCUGCCAAUCAGGAUGGAGGGGAGACGGGUGUCAUGUAGCCAUGGAAACACUCUGUACUGAUGGCAAGGACAAUGAAGGAGAUGGCUUGGUUGAUUGUAUGGAUCCAGACUGCUGUUUGCAGUCCUCCUGUCAAAACCAGCUAUACUGCAAAGGGUCACCUGACCCAGGAGAGGUGCUCGGUCAGUCUUCGACAUCAUUGGCUCCUCAGCAGGCUGCAAGGUCUUUCUACCAGCGCAUUCACUUUCUAGUUGGUCCUGAAUCCACCCAUGUAAUCACCGGAGAGAGUCCAUUCAAUAGAAGCUUGGUUUCUAUUGUUCGAGGUCAGGUGUUGACAGCUGAUGGAACACCUCUGAUUGGAGUCAACGUGACGUUUGUUCACUAUCCUGAACAUGGAUUCACUGUAACUCGCAAGGAUGGCAUGUUCGAUCUCCUGGCCAAUGGUGGGGCAUCUCUGACACUGAGUUUUGAGCGUGCUCCAUUCAUCACUCAGUACAGAACGGUGUGGGUGCCAUGGAAUGUCUUCUAUGUGAUGGACACACUUGUCAUGAAGAAGGAGGAGAAUGAAAUUCCCAGCUGUGACCUGAGUGGUUUCAUCAGGCCCAGUCCUGUCAUUGUUGCCUCUCCUCUGUCUACAUUUUAUAGGACUUCACCCGAGGAUGGCCCCAUCGUACCUGAAACACAGGUUUUACAUGAAGAAACCUCGAUUCCAGGCAGUGACCUAAACCUUAUCUAUCUGAGCUCCAGAGCAGCGGGAUAUAAACCAGUCCUCAAAGUCACCAUGACACAGUCAUCGAUACCUUUCAACCUGAUGAAGGUUCACCUAAUGGUGGCAGUAGUGGGUCGCCUCUUCCAGAAAUGGUUCCCUGCCCAACCAAAUCUAUCGUACACCUUUAUCUGGGACAAGACGGAUGCUUAUGCCCAACGCGUCUAUGGGCUAUCUGAGGCAGUUGUGUCAGUGGGGUUUGAAUACGAGUCCUGCCUGGACCUCAUCCUGUGGGAGAAAAGAACCGCCACUUUACAAGGCUACGAGUUGGAUGCUUCCAACAUGGGAGGGUGGACGCUGGACAAACAUCACAUUCUGGAUGUACAAAAUGGUAUAUUGUACAGAGGUAACGGUGAGAACAUUUUCAUCUCCCAGCAGCCCCCUGUCAUCAGCAGCAUCAUGGGAAAUGGGCGUCGACGCAGCAUCUCCUGCCCCAGCUGUAAUGGGCAGGCGGAGGGCAACAAGCUCCUGGCCCCUCUUGCUCUGGCCUGUGGGGCAGAUGGCAGUAUCUUUGUUGGAGACUUCAACUACAUCAGGAGGAUCUUCCCAUCUGGGAACGUUACAAGUGUCAUGGAGCUUAGAAAUAAAGAUUUCAGACAUAGCAACAACCCUGCUCACCGUUACUAUUUAGCAACCGACCCAGUCACAGGGCAGUUGUAUGCAUCGGACACCAACUCACGCCGAAUCUACCGACCCAAGAUGCUCAGUGGAGCCCGUGACCUCAUCAGUAAUGGUGAAGUAGUUGCUGGUACAGGUGAACAAUGUCCUCCGUUUGAUGAAGCACGCUGUGGAGAUGGAAGAAAAGCUACCGAGGCACAGCUACUGGGACCAAAGGGGAUUGCAGUGGAUAAAAAUGGCUUGAUUUACUUUGUGGAUGGAACUAUGAUCAGGAAAGUGGAUCGUAACGGAAUCAUUUCAACAGUGCUGGGCAGCAAUGACCUGACCUCUGCACGACCUUUGACCUGUGAUACCAGCAUGCACAUAAGACAGGUUCGUUUAGAAUGGCCCACAGAUCUAGCCAUCAAUCCCAUGGAUAACUCCCUCUAUGUCCUGGACAACAAUGUUGUGCUGCAAAUCACUGAAAAUAGACAGGUUCAUAUCGUGGCAGGCCGCCCCAUGCACUGCCAGGUGCCUGGUAUAGAAUACACUAUGGGGAAGAGAGCCGUCCAGACCAUGCUAGAAGGAGCUACAGCCAUAACCUUGUCCUACAGCGGGGUCCUGUACAUUGCAGAGACAGACGAGAAGAAAAUUCACCGCAUUCGACAGGUGUCGACUGAUGGAGAAAUUACCCAUCUAGCUGGAGCGCCAUCUGAGUGUGACUGCAAGAAUGAUGCCAACUGUGACUGCUAUCAGACUGGAGAUGGCUAUGCUAAAGACGCCAGGUUUAAUUGCCCUUCCUCUUUGGUGGUGUCUCCAGAUGGGACACUGUAUGUCGCUGACCUGGGAAACAUCCGCAUUCGAGCCAUUCGGCGAAACCAACCACCCACUGGCUCUCUGGCUUCAGGUCCCAGCUUUUAUGAAGUGGCUUCUCCAGCCUCUCAAGAGCUAUAUGUGUUUGACGUGAAUGGGACUCAUCAAUUCACCAUGUCUCUGGUCACUGGAGACUACAAAUACAACUUUAGCUACAGCAACGAGGAGGAUGUGACUGCAGUGACAGACAGCAGUGGAAACACCCUCCGUAUCCGUAGAGAUACCAACAGGAUGCCUGUACGUGUGGUUGCCCCUGACAAUCAGGUUAUCUGGCUAACCAUCGGAACUAACGGUGGUCUAAAGUCUCUUACGGCUCAGGGUCAGGAACUGGUCUUGUUUAGUUACCAUGGCAGCAGUGGCUUGCUGGCUACCAAGAGCAUCCAGAUAGGCUGGACUACCUUCUAUGACUAUGACAGCGAGGGUCGUCUGACUAAUGUGACCUUCCCCACCGCUGUUGUGACCAAUCUCCACGGCGACAUGUCGUCAGGAGCUGUUGCUGUGGACAUUGAGACGUCUGGGAGAGAUGAGGAUGUUUCUAUAACAACCAAUCUAUCAUCAAUCGACUCCUUCUACACUCUAGUGCAGGACCAGCUUCGUAACAACUACCAUGUGGGUAAUGACCAUUCACUGAGGGUCAUCUACGCCAAUGGGAUGGACACACACUACCAGACAGAGCCCCACAUAUUGGCAGGUGCUGCUAACCCAACUGUAGCCCGGCGCAACAUGACACUCCCGGGAGAGAAUGGCCAAAACCUGGUGGAGUGGAGGUUCAGGAAGGAACAGACACGAGGAAAAGUCAUUGUCUUUGGGAGAAAGCUGAGGGUGAAUGGUAGGAACUUGCUGUCUGUGGAUUAUGAUCGUACACUGCGAACAGAGAAAAUUUAUGAUGACCACAGGAAGUUCUUGCUGAAGAUCAUCUAUGACACCCAAGGCCAUCCCACUCUCUGGGUUCCCAGCAGCAAGCUUCUAUCGGUCAACUUGACUUACUCCAGUACGGGGCAGUUGACAGGCCUCCAGAGAGGUCCAACCACAGAGAAGUGGGAGUACGACAGUCAGGGAAGAAUUAUUUCCCGAAUCUUUGCUGAUGGAAAGACAUGGAGCUACACUUACCUGGAUAAGUCCAUGGUCUUGCUGCUGCACAGCCAGCACCAGUACAUCUUUGACUAUGACUCAGGAGACCAUCUGUCAGCAGUCACCAUGCCCAGUGUGGCUCGACACACCAUGCAGACCAUCAGAUCUAUAGGAUACUACAGGAACAUGUACACCCCCCCAGAGAGCAAUGCUUCUGUCACUGUGGACUACUCUGAAGAUGGACAGCUCCUCAGAGUUGCCCAUCUGGGAACUGGUCGCCAAAUCCUGUACAAGUAUCGCAGACAGAACAAGCUGGCAGAGAUCCUCUAUGACUCAACACGGGUCAGUUUCACUUAUGAUGAGACCGCUGGCGUGCUUAAAACCGUCAACCUGCAGAGCGAAGGCUUCAUCUGCUCCAUCCGGUACCGCCAGAUUGGCCCACUGGUCGACCGGCAAAUAUUCCGCUUCAGCGAGGAUGGGAUGGUGAACGCCCGCUUUGACUACACCUACGACAACAGCUUCAGGGUUACCAGCAUGCAGGCUGUAAUCAAUGAGACGCCACUGCCCAUUGACCUCUAUCAAUUUGAUGAUAUAUCUGGGAAGGUGGAGCAGUUUGGGAAGUUUGGAGUCAUCUAUUAUGAUAUCAAUCAGAUCAUCUCCACAGCAGUGAUGACCUACACCAAACACUUUGACCAGCAUGGCCGCAUCAAGGAGAUCCAAUAUGAGAUAUUCAGGUCUCUGAUGUACUGGAUCACCAUUCAGUAUGACAACAUGGGCCGUGUCACCAAACGUGAGAUCAAGAUUGGACCUUUUGCAAAUACAACCAAAUAUGGUUACGAGUAUGACGUUGAUGGACAGCUGCAGACAGUCUCCCUCAAUGAGAAGAUGAUGUGGAGGUACAACUAUGAUUUGAAUGGGAACCUGCAUUUGCUGAACCCUGGGAACAGUGGUCGAUUAACUCCUCUACGCUACGAUUUGAGGGACAGAAUCACGAGACUUGGAGAUGUUCAGUACCGACUGGAUGAAGAUGGUUUCCUGAGACAGAGAGGAGCUGAGAUAUUUGAAUACAACUCUAAAGGUCUUCUAGUUCGUGUCUACAGUAAAGCAGCCAGCUGGUCAAUCCAGUACCGCUAUGAUGGUCUGGGUCGGCGUGUGGCUUCUAGAAACAAUCUGGGUCAACACCUGCAAUUUUUCUAUGCUGACCUGAACUACCCAACCAGGAUCACCCAUGUCUAUAACCACUCCAGCUCCGAGAUCACAUCCUUUUACUAUGAUCUGCAGGGCCAUGUCUUUGCUAUGGAGAUCAGCAGUGGAGAGGAGUAUUAUAUAGCAUGUGAUAACACUGGGACACCUUUGGCUGUCUUCAGCAACAAUGGACUUUUGCUUAAACAGGUGCAGUACACAGCAUAUGGUGAGGUUUACUUUGAUUCCAACCCAGACUUUGUGCUGGUAAUUGGUUUCCAUGGAGGCCUUUAUGAUUCUCUGACACGACUUCUGCAUUUUGGAGACAGAGACUAUGACAUCCCUGCUGGGAGGUGGACGACUCCUGACAUUAGCACAUGGACACGUGUUGGUAAAGACCCCCAGCCCUUCAACCUUUACAUGUUCCGAGGCAACAACCCAAUCAGCAAGAUCCACCAGGUCAAAGAAUAUGUUACAGAUGUCAAUAUCUGGCUGGUUACGUUUGGAUUCCAUCUUCACAACGCAAUACCAGGAUUCCCUAUUCCUAAGUUUGACCUGACACAGCCAUCACUGGAGAUGAAAAAGAGUCAGCUGUGGGAUGACCUACCGUCUAUCUCAGGUGUCCAGCAGGAGGUGACUCGUCAGUCUCAGGCCUUCCUGUCAUUUGAGCGCAUGCCAGAAAUUCAGCUCAGCCGGCGGCAUUCAAAUCACGCCAAACCCUGGCUGUGGUUUGCUACUGUCAAGUCUCUUAUUGGAAAGGGAGUGAUGCUAGCUGUGAUCCAAGGCCGUGUGGUGACCAAUGCUUUAAACAUUGCAAAUGAAGACUGCAUCAAAGUGGCUGCAGUCUUAAAUAAUGCCUUUUACCUUGAAGACCUGCAUUUUACAGUAGAGGGACGAGACACACACUACUUCAUCAAGACCAGUCUACCAGAGAACGACCUCAGUGCACUGCGGCUCACCUCAGGCAGAAAGUCAUUAGAAAAUGGUGUGAAUGUCACAGUGUCCCAGUCUACAACAGUGAUGAAUGGGAGAACGCGACGCUUUGCUGAUGUGGAGCUGCAGUAUGGCGCUCUGGCUCUCCAUGUACGUUAUGGGACAACAUUGGAUGAAGAAAAAGCAAGAAUCCUGGAGCAUGCAAGACAGAGGGCGCUGUCGAGUGCCUGGGCCCGCGAACAGCAGCGGGUAAGAGAUGGUGAGGAAGGAGUUCGGAUGUGGACAGAGGGAGAGAAAAGGCAACUGCUGAGCAGUGGCAAGGUGUUGGGUUAUGAUGGCUACUACGUCUUGUCCAUAGAGCAGUACCCCGAGCUAGCCGACAGCGCUAACAAUAUGCAGUUCCUACGCCAGAGUGAGAUAGGCAGGAGGUAACACAGCAUCAACACAUGUCAGCAAAUGAUUACACCUGUGACUGUCAAAGACUAACUAAAGUUCAGUUUUCACAGAAAAUGGAUGUCAACGAAUGAACUGCCUUGAGACUCAAAAAUUGCCACUGAAGAGAUCCCACGUUUGCAAAGAUGUUUUGUACUGGGAAUGGUCAGGUAGAGUAACAAUAAGAAUAGUAACAAUCACUUCAACGCAGCGGACAUGAAAUGUUAUGGAACAACAAUUGUGAGGACUCAAAACAGUUUUCAUGAGUGCAAAAGGUCAAAAGAAAGUUCUUUUGGGCAAUGCAUUUUCUCUCUUUUUGUUCCUGUCUUCUUUUUCUUGUCUUUCUUUCACCUUGCCAUCUGCCUUUAAACGCAUGCCCCUCUCCCUCCUUCUGUUCGGCAGGGCUAUCAUGAGUGUUGUCAUAGCUGUGAAACAGUGGGAUGCCAACUCUUUCAAACAGCCAAGUGAGCAUUUCAGCAUUUUGACAGUUGUAAACUGUCAGAGCUGUCAGCACAAACAAUGCGGAUCACUCACCGAUGUUACAGGUAUCAUAUUUGUCUGGACCAGAUGUGUCGCUUGGGGUUAUAGACCUCUGUAAGCCAUUGAAUGGAACUGUUGUGGACUUUCUCUGAGAGACAGGCACAAAAAAGGACUACGAUUUGUUUGAAGGUGAAAAAGACUGAAUUGUGUUUGUUUUUAUAUAUAAAAUUACAUUUGCUUCAGACAAAAAUGGGGAUUUUAAUCAUCAAAUGUUUACAUACUAUUACCUAUACCACUAUUACUGUUAUUACUACACCACCACCAUCCGGAUGGACCAUGAAUUGAGCUAAACAAAACCAGAAAACGUUUGUGCUUUUGUUUCUUUAUUACUUAUAUCUAUGAUCUGUUUGAUCAGUUGUAAAAUCACUCCUCCUGUGCUUUUACAAGGUCUACAGCUUCAGACAACAGCACUAACUGAGGAAGCAGGGCAACAACAUUGCCACAGCUGUUUCUGAUUCUUGAGGAUGUACACUUUGUGGACCGGGUGGGCUCUUUGGUCCUGUAAAACACUGCUCCACGGUCAGACCUGGAAUCCUUCACUUCUGUAAAAUGUGACUCUGACUCAUAAUGCAAAGACUUUGUGCUUAUAUUGGUCAAAGGUAGUAGUAUUGCUUGCAAUAGAAACAUGUUGUUAUGGCUUUGGGGGGGCAGGUUUACCGUGAGUAGUAACUAAUUGUUGCUUCUCUCUUUGUUUUUGCUUGUUUCUCCUUAAAGGGACAGUGCAUCACCAUCAGUGACAUUAACGAGUAACAGUAAUAGAUCAAAAAUUGAAGUGGAUGUUUUCUCAUCAAUCAUGGGUCUCAUGUAGAAGAGUUUUCUUUGUGUCUGUGUUUACAAUGGUGGGAGGGCAACUUUAAUCUUUUUAAAAGGACAGAAUGAGAGAAUGAAGACCAGUUGACAAUGUUUUAUUGGAUCAUCCUUUUUUAUUUUGAAGUUGGGAGAUUCCACUUAUCCGUACAUCAAUAUUAGUCUCAGAGAAAAUAAUUUAUGUACAGUGUUUUUACGGAAAAAAUAAAAAUAUUUGAAACCA